UCACGCAGUCCUGUCUGCCAGCCAAAUCAUUUACAUCACCAUUACCAUUAGCAUUGAAUAAUAAUCAAUGGCGUCUUCUGACGAGGAAGGGGAGGAGUACUUGUUCAAAAUCGUGAUAAUCGGCGACUCCGCCGUGGGCAAAUCCAAUCUGCUGUCGCGUUACGCCAGGAAUGAGUUCAACCUCCACUCCAAGGCCACCAUCGGGGUCGAAUUCCAGACGCAAUCCCUCGAGAUCGACGGAAAGGAGGUUAAGGCUCAGAUUUGGGACACCGCCGGACAGGAGAGAUUCCGAGCCGUCACAUCGGCGUACUACCGCGGCGCUUUCGGUGCUCUCGUCGUCUACGACAUCAGCAGACGCUCCACCUUCGAAAGCAUUCCCCGAUGGCUCGACGAGCUCAAGACACAUUCCGAUACAACAGUUGGUAGGAUGCUCGUGGGGAAUAAAUGCGAUCUAGAGAAUAUCCGGUCUGUGAGCGUGGAGGAAGGCAAGACUCUUGCAGAGUCGGAGGGGCUAUUUUUCAUGGAAACCUCUGCCUUGGACUCGACAAAUGUUAAAAAGGCUUUUGAAGUGGUCAUCCGCGAGAUAUACAAUAAUGUGAGCAGGAAGGUCUUGAAUUCUGAUUCUUACAAAGCAGCAUUAUCCGUCAACCGAGUCUCCAUUGUCAAUGAUGGCAAAGAUGAUGAUGAUGAUGAUGAAGAACACAAGCCCGGCAGGAGAUCCUCUUCUUGUUGUUAGAGGUCAGACUGAAUCCAUUAUCAAUCCUUUCCUUUGAUCUAUUUAUCAAUUUGUUGCUUCUUUCAUUAGUUGAACUUGAACAAACUCAUCUCUACUCUCAAAAUUUUUCUUUGUUCUUGAAUUGUAAAUUAUGUGUUUUUGAUUGUCAUACUCUACUCAUCAUACUUAUUGAGUUUGUGCUUUUUCU
Andrographis paniculata is the source of this 923-nucleotide messenger RNA. Its product is annotated as ras-related protein RABA5c. The record is from RefSeq and is a predicted model, not a curated record. Gene Ontology annotation, cellular component: endosome. Gene Ontology annotation, molecular function: GTPase activity; GTP binding. NCBI's taxonomy places the organism in Eukaryota, Viridiplantae, Streptophyta, Magnoliopsida, Lamiales, Acanthaceae. The coding region runs from base 68 to 736 and encodes 222 amino acids. The transcript has 2 exons.